Molecule: messenger RNA, 465 nt
Organism: Acanthosepion pharaonis
Lineage: Eukaryota; Metazoa; Mollusca; Cephalopoda; Sepiida; Sepiidae
Source: the annotation of a GenBank genome assembly
AUGAAAAAGCUGUCGAAAAAUGACUUAAAAAAAUCUAUCUAUCUAUCUAUCUAUCUAUCUAUCUAUCUAUCUAUCUAUCUAUCUGUGUCUUCAUCUCCCUCUCGCCUUAUCUAUCUAUCUAUUUAUCUAUCUAUCUCUUCAUCCCUCUGUCUCUAUUUAAAUGCAUAUCUCUUCAAACAUAUAUCUAUCUAUAUAUCUAUCUAUCUAUCUAUCUAUCUAUCUAUCUAUCUAUCUAUCUAUCUAUCUAUCUUUUUCGUCUCUUUUCUUUCUUUCAAUUUUCUUUACAGUUUUUUCUUUUUCUUUUCUUUCUUUCUGUUACUUUUCUUUUCGAUUCUUUUUUUAACUUAUUGCAACAAUGAACAUAUUUUAGCUUCUCAUUUUUCUUUUUCUCCAUUUCUCACCUUUUUCUUUUCUUUCUUUUUCUUUUCUUUCUUCUUGUCUUUCUUUUCUUUCUUUUUACUUUAG